AACUUCUUAUAUCAUUAGCGAUCACGUCGUAAAACAAUACAGAAGUAGUUGAGAAAGGAGAAAAAGCUACAACCAAAGAAACAAAAAUAUGAUAUCUAUGAUGGAGAUAAUAUUACCACUUAUGGUAAUUGCUAUCGUCGGUUCGGACGCUUUAGAUGUGGACGAGGAUGUUAAUAUAGUGGAUGUUGAGAGAUUUGAUGGUGACAUGGACUUAUGCAGAGAAGGUGAGGUAUGUGCAGAUAUUUUCAACUUUACUCGUGACCACGGUGAUGGUACCGGGAGAUUGGAAUCAAGAUUCUUACAAAACUGCAUCUGUCCUGCAGGUACACCGCAAUGUCAGCAAAGCGGGCCCCAGCUUAUAUUUAGAGAAACAAGAACUCAGUCAAUGGUAACAUGCGAACCAGCUGAGGAAUUCCCUGUUUGCCAAGGAGACGAGAUUGCAAAGGAACAACAUAAUUUGGGUUACUAUGUAUACUACAAGAUCAACUGUGUAUGCCCCAACAACGACAGGCCGGGUGACUUCCGUAACAAGAUGACCACAGUGAAACGAUGGAACGAGAUGACCCCAGAGGAGCGAGAAGUGGCCGAGAGAAACCCACGAUCACGUUUCUUCAAAUGUAGGAGACCAAGUCCACGAGGAGGUGGAAGGUUUUGAAAAUUUCAAGAGAACGGGUCACAUCAAUGACUGGGCUUCGAGGCAUCGCUAAGCCUGAGUGAUGGACGAAUUUAAUUUUUCAUAACCAUUUAUUCAAGACGCAUUCAAAAGAAACGAUUUCAUACAUUUUAUUAAAAAAAUAUAUUUAAUAAUUAUAAUGGAACAACAAACAUAUUUAUGCAUACGAAUAAAAAGAAGCGUUUACUACUCUAGCAACCUUAACGCCAGAAACUGAAAGACUUAGCAUCGACAAACGCAGACAUAUUUUGAAUCACGGGUUCUGUUUAAAAGCAGGUUAAAUUAAACAUUAAAUAUUGAUAAACAUUUGUUACGUUAUCAUGUAGCCAUUAUAUCGUAUUAUAUCGAAAAAGCAUGCUCAUUUAGUUUUCUUUUUAAAAAUGUAACAUACAAUAAUGUACCAAAUUUAAGUUACUUUGGUGUAUUUAUAUUGUUUACAAUACAUUCGCUCAUUAUAGAAAUUUUAUAGGACAGUUCUUCAUAAAUUCACGGCAUACUCCUGUCUAUGAGAACUAUAAUUUGGCACAUACCUGUAGUAGAAUAAUCCAUCAAAGUCACAAAGUAAAAAAAAUAAACACUAAAGAUCUGUUUCGAUAAAUAUUUAAGUUAUAAACAAUAAAUAUGUUAUAUAGAUGGA
Messenger RNA from Mercenaria mercenaria, 1310 nucleotides. RefSeq lists its product as uncharacterized. The record is from RefSeq and is a predicted model, not a curated record. Lineage: Eukaryota; Metazoa; Mollusca; Bivalvia; Venerida; Veneridae. The coding region runs from base 89 to 655 and encodes 188 amino acids. The transcript has 4 exons.